Messenger RNA from Populus trichocarpa (black cottonwood), 851 nucleotides. RefSeq names its product cytochrome b5. Gene Ontology annotation, molecular function: heme binding. The coding region runs from base 142 to 540 and encodes 132 amino acids. NCBI's taxonomy places the organism in Eukaryota, Viridiplantae, Streptophyta, Magnoliopsida, Malpighiales, Salicaceae. Gene Ontology annotation, cellular component: membrane; intracellular membrane-bounded organelle. The record is from RefSeq and is a predicted model, not a curated record. The transcript has 3 exons.
ACUCGCUAAUAACAGAAGAUUUCAACCAAGAAGUUUGAUAUUGAAAAGACCUUCUGGAAAACAGAAAAAAAACCUUUCCAAGAAAGAGUGGGCGAGAGAGAGAGUUUGACUAAUAAAAAUAAGAGUUGAAACAGAAACAGGAUGCCGACCCUGACGAAGCUGUACACGAUGCAAGAGGCAGCCCAACACAACACUCCUCAAGAUUGCUGGGUCGUUAUUGAUGGCAAGGUUUAUGAUGUGGGUUCAUACUUGGAUGAGCACCCUGGUGGAGAUGAUGUUAUCCUUGCUACAACUGGCAAAGAUGCAACGGAUGAAUUUGAAGAUGCGGGGCACAGCAAAAGCGCCAGAGAGCAAUUAGAAACCUUUUUCAUUGGUGAGCUUGACCUGUCUGCCACAGUUAUCCCAGAACUUGAAAUCUCCUCCAAGAAACAAGCAGAUUAUACCCAGAAGCUCAAGGAUUUGACAAAGCAAUACUGGGCAGUUUCUGUAGCCAUUGCUGGUGUCUCAGUGGUUGGCUUCUUGUACUUACGCAAGAAGUAGAGGAGCUCAUCCUUUUUUAUCCUCUCUGCAGGGAACGCAUUUUUUUAUCAAAUUUUGAAUAAUUAGGGGAAUGAUGAUUGAGAAUAGCCCAUUGUUAUUUAUAAAAAAAUUGAAAGACUGGGAAGACUACACCGGGUCUUAGAUUGAAGCAUGAUGGGGAGUGCCAUACGCCUAAUAUUAUUGAAAGAAAGGGGGGAAAAAGACGUGGUUUUUGCUGUUUUUUCUUUUAUUGGCACCUUGCUUCGUUUCUUUUUAAUUAUUGUUUACAUUUAAACAGGUUAAUUACAUAAUGCAUGAUUACUUGUUGCGCA